AUGGGUGCUGCGCUGGUGAUACUGCUGCUGGGCCUUCAGACCUUGGCUGGUCAUGGCUCAAAGCCUCAGGAGAAAGGCACUGUCCCUGACUGGGCCAUUGUGUUGAUCACUCUCACUGUGGCAGCAGGAAUUAUCAGCUUCCUCUAUGUCAUCAAGAAGGCUUGCGAGUUCUGGAAGGAGAUGAGUGUGGGGUGUGACUGUUGCUUCUCGGCUCCUUACAGCUGCCACCAUGAGGCCACCAGCCAGCGUUACUCUGUCAACUGGGACCAUGUCCUGGGGCCCCUGAUCCUCCAGGUCUCCUCCACCAACAGCAGAAGAUCCCAGCCCUUCGACAGACACCCAGUUGAGGAGAGUGAGGCUCAGAGAAGUAAAGGCUUGCUCAAAGUCAUGCAGCUACAGGGUGGCAAGCAGGGGUUCCACCACCUCAUGCGACUGCCCUCAGGGAAAUACACAGAAAGGACUGCAUUGACUCCUGAGAAGACCACAAGAGCCACAACAAAGACUAAAGAACAUCCAAACAAGACCAUCUCAGCCCAUGAGAAAACCACAAAGACCCCAGUAAGGACCACAGAAUAUCUAAAAAAGAUGACAUGGAUUCCUGAUAAGAGCACAAGAAUCCCAGUGAAGACCAAUAAAUGGUCAAAAAAGAAUACAUCUGCUCCAGUGACAACCUCAAAAAUCCCAGUGAAGAGCCCAGAACAUAUAGAAAAGGAUGCUCCAAUGACAACCACAAGAUUCCCAGUGGGGACCUUAGAACAGUCAGAAAAGACCACAUCAGUCCCUUAUAAGAAGAGCACCAGAGUUUCAGUGAAGACUCUAGAGCCAAAAAAGACCACAUUGGCUCCAGAGAAGACUAUAAAAGUGCCAGAGAAGACCACUAAACAGAUGAAAACUACUACAUGGACAACUGAAAAGACCAAAAGAGUCCCAGCAAAACACCCAGAACACCCAGAAAAGAUCACAGUGGCAACUGAGUCUACAAGACAUCCAUUCACGAUCACAGGAGAUAUAUCUCUCACUACUACCUCACAUUCAAAUAAAAAUGAGGUUACCCACCAGGUGCCCAUUGAGUCUUUUACACUCACUACAUCCAGCUUGGAAUUGAGCUCCAAGAUAUCAGAAGCCCCAGGGAACAAAAGCCAUCCAUAUCAGAAUAAAGGUGGCUCAAAGGGAAGUCUCCAUGCUGGAGAGACGGGGGAGAAUGAUUCAUUCCCUGCUUGGGCCAUAGUCCUGGUGGUCUUUGUGGCUGUGAUUCUCCUCCUGGUGUUCUUCAGCCUGAUUUUCCUGGUCUCCUGUUUGACUCGAACACGCCAUCCACUGACCCAGAAAUCUCAGGAGAAUGACCCAGAAGAUGAUGGAGGCCCUAAUUCCUACCCAGUCUACCUGAUGGAGCAGCAGACUUUGGGCAAGGGCCAAAUCCCUUCCUCACGAUGA
This is a messenger RNA of Orycteropus afer afer, 1434 nucleotides long. NCBI's taxonomy places the organism in Eukaryota, Metazoa, Chordata, Mammalia, Tubulidentata, Orycteropodidae. The record is from RefSeq and is a predicted model, not a curated record.